UUGUACUCUGAAUAACGCUAACCUGAAGAAAAGAGUGUAAGAGUAGGAAACGAGAUUGACGAACCCUAAGCUGAAAGAAGAAAAAAUGUCUGGCGUGAAGAGAGCACUGAGGCAGUUCACCUUCGGAACCGGCAAGACCGCCGGUCGCAACUCGGCGGGGCGCAUAACGUCCUUCCACCGCGGCGGCGGAGCCAAGCGCUUGCAACGAACCGUCGAUCACAAACGGAAUACCGCUUCUUCUCUCGGCGUCGUCGAAAGGAUCGAGUACGACCCUAACCGCUCCUCCAAAAUCGCCCUCGUUCGCUGGAUCGAAGGCGUCCAUCACCGUCGCCGCCGCGCUGCCCCCGCCAACGCCGCUUCGCCCAAGCUCCUCCAUCUCGAUCCCGCCGCUACCGACGCUAACAGCAUUCGCGGCGUUUUCGCUCUCAAUUCGAUGCUGCCGCACACUCACGCUGGAACAUCCUCCAGAGAGCUUUUUCUGUCUGCGUUGGCGUCCAAGGCCAAGGGAUCAGAAUCGGAAUCGGUUUCUUCGCUCGGAAUUCCGAGGUUCGCGGUUGCGGCGGCGAGGGCUCCGUUCUUCGCGCAGCGUGCGAGAGGGGAGGAGACGUUGGAGGUUCGGCAUUGGAGAAGGAAUAGCGACGCGUGGGCGCAUAGGAACAAACGUAAAGCAGCGAUUUCGUGGCAAAGCAUUGCUCGUUGAGUUGACUGAUGGUGUUCAGAAUUGUAAAACUAAACUUAUAAUCUCUCUCGCUUUUUUUUUUAAAAGGAUUAAUUGCUAGUUGAGGUUGUGUUUCUCUGAAUGUUGAGGCAUGAACCAUGGAUUGGUGAAUGCUGUUUAGUGUUAAGGUCAUUUGCACUGGACUUUAUUGGUGACUCUAGUGAAAUUGAGAGAGGAGCUGAAUGAUUAUUGUUGUUUUUCUGAACUGGAAAUAAUCAGUGUCUUUGGAAUAGAUAGUUAUUAAGACUGAUUCUUUUUAUUUCGUUGAAAUUUAAAGAUCGGAACAGAAUAGAUGACUGUGUCAUUUCCAUCAUCCUGUUUCGAGUGAUUGAGGAAAGGACUUACCAGUUUACUUCUCAUUUGGAUUAGUAGGAGCAAUGUUUGUGAGUUAAUAUUUAGCCAGAGAUGUCUUCUUUUAA
This is a messenger RNA of Glycine soja, 1137 nucleotides long. Its product is annotated as 60S ribosomal protein L2, mitochondrial-like. The transcript has a single exon. Lineage: Eukaryota; Viridiplantae; Streptophyta; Magnoliopsida; Fabales; Fabaceae. The coding region runs from base 86 to 700 and encodes 204 amino acids. Gene Ontology annotation, molecular function: RNA binding; structural constituent of ribosome. Gene Ontology annotation, biological process: cytoplasmic translation. Gene Ontology annotation, cellular component: ribosome. The record is from RefSeq and is a predicted model, not a curated record.